This is a messenger RNA of Penicillium verhagenii, 720 nucleotides long. RefSeq names its product Fcf2 domain-containing protein. The record is from RefSeq and is a predicted model, not a curated record. Gene Ontology annotation, molecular function: RNA binding. Gene Ontology annotation, biological process: RNA processing. Lineage: Eukaryota; Fungi; Ascomycota; Eurotiomycetes; Eurotiales; Aspergillaceae. Bases 1 to 720 code for a protein of 239 amino acids. The transcript is spliced from 3 exons. Gene Ontology annotation, cellular component: nucleolus.
AUGACUUCUACCCAUGUGGAGGUCAAUGUUCAACCUCAAGAAGAGGUAGACUUGACCGAUGAUCAAGUUCAACAGCUACUGCUUGAAGCAGAAAGCCGCCUCCGUGGCUCUGACCUUCAACUCGUUCAAGACUCUGACAUUGCGUCUAUAAGAGUGACCCGAACUCAUGGGACUGACUCUGUUUACGAUAGUAUCCCUAAACUGACACCAGGCACCACGUUGGAGCCUUAUGUUCGUCAGAGUCAUGACUUUGCAACUGCCGAUACGGCUCAGCUGGUUGAUCAGAAACAAAAAAAGUUGUCUAAUUCUCUACACUUGAUUCAGCAAGCCAAGAAGUCUACUAAAGACAAGGCCACUGCUGGACCCCAGUGGUUCGACCUCCCCAAGACGGAAUUGACCACUGAACUCAAAAGAGAUCUGCAGUUGCUACGAAUGCGCUCUGUACUGGAUUCCAAGAGGCACUACAAGAAGGAGAAUGGCAAGGCAAAGCUUCCUGAAUUUUCCCAGGUCGGAACCAUCAUCGAAGGUCCUACCGAAUUCUUCAGCGGCCGCAUCGCCAAGAAAGACCGCAAGAAGACUUUUGUUGCAGAGGCCAUGGCCCUGGAGCGUCAAACAAGACGCUUUGAGUCCAAGUAUCGUGACAUUCAAAGCACCAAGCAAAGUGGGAAAAAGGCUUUCUACAACAACCUGAAAGCAAAACGAAACCGGAACAACAAGUGA